AUAAAGCCUUGGUCAUCAGCCUUGUACUUUGAUGAGUUGCAAAGAUGAAUCUAAACAUGGAUUCCAUUGAAUCAAUUGUAGCUCAAAUCCAAGGGCUAUCUAGCAAUAUAUCAGACGUUAAUCAUCUUCACAAUCUUCUUAAACAAUCUGAAGAAUUACUUCACUCCCAAUCUCCUCGUUUGGUUUCUUCACUCCCUCAACUCCAUCCUUCUAUACAUUCACUUGGCUACCUCUAUAUAUUGAAGGCAAUCUUGUCUGCCCCAGUUUCAAAAGAGGAAGCUAAUGGACUACUUGUUUCCAUUGCAAGAUUUAUCAAUUCAUGUUCCGUAGAGCAAAUACAUUUGGCACCUGAAAAAUUCAUAUUCGUAUGUAGAAGGUUUAAGGAUCUAGUUAUGUUGCUGGAAGCACCAAUUCGUGGUGUGGCUCCGAUGCUGACAGCCGUUCGCAAACUACAAGUCUCCUCUGAGCAGUUGACAGCUUUGCAUUCCGAUUUUCUUCUUCUUUGUGUAUUAGCAAAGUGCUAUAAAACUGGUAUGUCUAUCCUUGAGGAUGACAUAUCUGAGGUUGAUCAGCCGAGGGACUUCUUUCUUUAUUGUUACUACGGGGGGAUGAUUUGCAUUGGACAAAAGCAAUUUGGCAAAGCAUUGGAACUUCUACACAAUGUUGUGACGGCACCUAUGUCCAAUUUAAAUGCUAUAGCAGUUGAAGCAUACAAGAAGUACAUUCUGGUUUCACUCAUUCAUCUUGGACAGUUCUCCACCAGUUUUCCCAAGUACACUUCUUCCGUGGCCCAAAGGAACUUGAAGAACUUCUCUCUGCCUUACCUGGAGUUGGCAAAUAGUUAUGGCAAUGGAAAAAUCUCUGAGUUCGAAACAUUUGUCCAAGCAAACACGGAGAAGUUUGAAAGCGACAAUAAUCUUGGAGUAGUGAAGCAAGUGGUUUCUUCUAUGUAUAAACGCAAUAUUCAACGGCUAACUCAAACAUACCUUACUCUCUCCCUUCAAGAUAUUGCUAAUACCGUCCAACUAAGUAACUCUAAAGAGGCAGAAAUGCAUGUGCUUCAAAUGAUCGAAGAUGGUGAGAUAUAUGCAGCUAUAAAUCAGAAGGAUGGUAUGGUUAGAUUCCUGGAGGAUCCUGAGCAGUACAAAACAUGUGAAAUGAUUGAACGCAUUGAUUCAUCAAUUAAGAGAAUAAUGGCGGUGUCCAAAAAGCUGACUUCAAUGGAUGAGCUUAUGUCUUGUGAUCCUAUGUACCUAGCGAAGGUUGGUAGAGAGAAACAAAGAUUUGAUUUUGAUGAUUUUGAUAGUGUUCCUCAAAGAUUCAACAUUUGAGACAAGCAUACUUGAGCUUUUUGAGUAAAUAUGACGAACGAUGCUAGAUCUGUUCAUUGAAAGCAAAUUUUGUUCCAUUUUGUCCACAAAUGGCUUCGAUAGACUUAGUUGCUCUAUGUUUUUUCGAUAGACUUAGUUGCUCUAUGUUUUUCUAGAAAAAAGACAGUUUUCAGUCUUCUAAUGUUGGGUUAAGGCAUAAAUGAUCAUGAUAUUUUAUACUGCUAUAUAAGGAAUUGAUUUAGCUGAAGGUUGAUAUGUA
Molecule: messenger RNA, 1590 nt
Organism: Lycium barbarum (goji berry)
Lineage: Eukaryota; Viridiplantae; Streptophyta; Magnoliopsida; Solanales; Solanaceae
Product: COP9 signalosome complex subunit 3-like
Exons: 11
Coding region: 45-1331 (428 amino acids)
Biological process (GO): ubiquitin-dependent protein catabolic process
Cellular component (GO): COP9 signalosome
Source: RefSeq, a predicted model, not a curated record